Messenger RNA from Lagenorhynchus albirostris (white-beaked dolphin), 3631 nucleotides. It is a transcript of the gene CACNA2D3, whose product is annotated as calcium voltage-gated channel auxiliary subunit alpha2delta 3. NCBI's taxonomy places the organism in Eukaryota, Metazoa, Chordata, Mammalia, Artiodactyla, Delphinidae. Gene Ontology annotation, molecular function: voltage-gated calcium channel activity. The record is from RefSeq and is a predicted model, not a curated record. The transcript is spliced from 37 exons. Bases 100 to 3357 code for a protein of 1085 amino acids. Gene Ontology annotation, cellular component: voltage-gated calcium channel complex.
GUGGAGCAGUCAGCGCAGCGCGCUCGCCCACCGCCCGCUCGGCGCAGCUACCCGCUGCCGCUCUCGUCGCCGCCGCCGGCGCGUCGGAAGGAGCCUAGCAUGGCCGGGCCGGGCUCGCAGCGGCGCGCGUCCCGGGGGGCCUCGGCACUCCUGACCGCCGCGCUUCUCUUUGCCACGCUGGGGGACGUGGUGCGCUCGGAGCAGCAGAUCCCGCUCUCAGUGGUGAAGCUCUGGGCCUCUGCUUUUGGGGGAGAGAUAAAAUCUAUUGCAGCUAAGUACUCCGGCUCCCAGCUUCUGCAGAAGAAAUACAAAGAGUAUGAGAAAGACGUUACCAUAGAAGAAAUUGAUGGUCUCCAACUGGUGAAAAAGCUGGCAAAGAACAUGGAAGAGAUGUUUCACAAGAAGUCUGAAGCAGUGCGGCGUCUGGUGGAGGCUGCAGAGGAAGCACACCUGAAACAUGAAUUUGAUGCAGACUUGCAGUAUGAAUACUUCAAUGCCGUGCUGAUAAAUGAAAGGGACAAAGAUGGGAAUUUUUUGGAGCUGGGGAAGGAAUUCAUCUUAGCCCCAAAUGACCAUUUUAAUAAUUUGCCUGUGAACAUCAGCCUGAGUGACGUUCAAGUGCCAACGAACAUGUACAACAAAGAUCCAGCAAUUGUCAAUGGGGUUUAUUGGUCCGAGUCCCUAAACAAAGUUUUUGUAGAUAACUUUGAUCGUGACCCAAGUCUCAUAUGGCAGUACUUUGGAAGUGCAAAGGGCUUUUUUAGGCAGUAUCCAGGGAUUAAAUGGGAACCAGAUGAGAAUGGAGUCAUUGCCUUUGACUGCAGGAACCGAAAAUGGUACAUCCAGGCAGCGACUUCUCCGAAAGACGUGGUCAUUUUAGUGGAUGUCAGUGGCAGCAUGAAAGGGCUCCGUCUGACGAUCGCAAAGCAAACAGUCUCAUCUAUUUUGGAUACGCUGGGGGAUGACGACUUCUUCAACAUAAUUGCCUAUAACGAGGAGCUUCACUACGUGGAACCUUGCCUGAAUGGAACGUUGGUGCAAGCUGACAGGACAAACAAGGAGCACUUCAGGGAGCAUCUAGACAAACUUUUUGCCAAAGGAAUCGGAAUGCUGGAUAUAGCUCUGAAUGAGGCCUUCAACAUUCUCAGUGAUUUCAACCACACUGGACAAGGAAGCAUCUGCAGCCAGGCCAUUAUGCUCAUCACUGAUGGGGCAGUGGACACCUAUGACACUAUCUUUGCAAAAUACAAUUGGCCAGAUCGAAAGGUUCGCAUCUUCACGUACCUCAUUGGAAGAGAGGCUGCUUUUGCAGACAAUCUCAAGUGGAUGGCCUGUGCCAAUAAAGGAUUUUUCACCCAGAUCUCCACCUUGGCUGAUGUGCAGGAAAAUGUCAUGGAAUACCUCCAUGUACUCAGCCGGCCCAAAGUCAUCGACCAGGAGCACGACGUGGUGUGGACUGAAGCGUACAUCGACAGCACUCUUGCCAAUGGUCAGGGCCCCGUCCUGAUGACCACGGUCGCCAUGCCUGUGUUUAGUAAGCAGAACGAAACUAGAUCUAAAGGCAUUCUUCUGGGUGUGGUCGGCACAGAUGUCCCAGUGAAAGAACUUCUGAAGACCAUCCCCAAAUACAAGUUAGGGAUUCACGGCUAUGCCUUUGCAAUCACAAAUAAUGGAUAUAUCCUGACGCAUCCAGAACUCAGACCACUGUAUGAAGAAGGGAAAAAGCGGAGGAAACCUAACUACAGUAGUGUUGACCUUUCGGAGGUGGAGUGGGAGGACCGCGAUGAUGUGUUAAGAAAUGCCAUGGUGAAUAGAAAGACCGGGAAGUUUUCCAUGGAGGUGAAGAAGACAGUGGACAAAGGGAAACGGGUUUUGGUGAUGACAAAUGACUACUAUUAUACAGACAUCAAGGGUACUCCUUUCAGUUUAGGUGUGGCGCUCUCUAGAGGCCAUGGGAAAUAUUUCUUCCGAGGGAAUGUAACCAUUGAAGAAGGCCUGCAUGACUUAGAACACCCUGAUGUGUCCUUGGCAGACGAAUGGUCCUACUGCAACACUGACCUACACCCAGAGCACCGUCAUCUAUCUCAACUAGAAGCUAUUAAGCUCUACCUCAAAGGCAAAGAACCUCUGCUCCAAUGUGAUAAAGAAUUGAUACAAGAAGUCCUUUUUGAUGCUGUGGUGAGUGCUCCCAUUGAAGCCUAUUGGACCAGCCUUGCCCUCAACAAAUCUGAGAAUUCUGACAAGGGUGUGGAGGUGGCCUUCCUCGGCACUCGCACAGGCCUCUCGAGAAUCAACCUGUUUGUUGGGGCCGAGCAGCUCACCAAUCAGGACUUCCUGAAAGCUGGAGACAAGGAGAACAUCUUUAAUGCAGACCAUUUCCCUCUCUGGUACCGAAGAGCCGCUGAGCAGAUUCCAGGGAGCUUUGUCUAUUCGAUCCCAUUCAGCACAGGAACAGUUAACAAAAGCAAUGUGGUGACAGCAAGUACCUCCAUCCAGCUCCUGGAUGAACGGAAGUCUCCCGUGGUGGCAGCUGUAGGCAUUCAGAUGAAACUUGAAUUUUUCCAAAGGAAGUUCUGGACUGCCAGCAGACAGUGCGCCUCUCUGGAUGGCAAAUGCUCUAUCAGCUGUGAUGAUGAGACUGUGAACUGUUACCUCAUAGACAAUAAUGGAUUUAUUCUGGUGUCUGAAGACUACACACAAACUGGAGACUUUUUUGGUGAGGUGGAGGGAGCUGUGAUGAACAAAUUGUUAACAAUGGGCUCCUUUAAAAGAAUUACCCUUUAUGACUAUCAAGCCAUGUGCAGGGCCAACAAGGAGAGCAGCGAUGGUGCCCAUGGUCUACUGGAUCCUUAUAAUGCCUUCCUUGCUGCAAUAAAAUGGAUAAUGACAGAACUUGUCUUGUUCCUGGUGGAAUUUAACCUCUGCAGUUGGUGGCACUCAGAUAUGACAGCUAAAGCCCAGAAAUUGAAACAGACCCUGGAGCCUUGUGAUACUGAAUAUCCAGCGUUCGUCUCUGAGCGCACCAUCAAGGAAACCUCAGGGAACAUUGCUUGUGAAGACUGCUCCAAGUCCUUUGUCAUCCAGCAAAUCCCAAGCAGCAAUCUGUUCAUGGUGGUGGUGGACAGUAGCUGCCUCUGUGAGUCUGUGGCCCCCAUCACCAUGGCACCCAUUGAAAUCAGGUAUAUCGAAUCCCUUAAGUGUGAACGUUUAAAGGCUCAGAAGAUCAGAAGGCGUCCGGAAUCUUGUCAUGGCUUCCAUCCUGAGGAGAAUGCGAGGGAGUGUGGGGGUGCGCCGAAUCUCCAGGCCAAGAUGGUCCUUAUCCUGCUCCCUCUGCUUUUGAUGCUCUUCUCAAGGUGACACUGAUGGAGAUGUUCUCUUGGCAUGCUAAAGUAUGGAUAAACUGUGAGCCAAAAUAUGGUGCAACAUAGGAGACAUGAAAUGUAGUCCAACCAUCAGCAUCUCAUGAUAUUAAGCUGUGCGUGAUAUAAACUCUUAGAGAUAUGUUGACAAAAAAGUUAUCUUUUUACUUUGCCAGUCAUGCAAAUGUGAGUUUGCUACAUUAUAUCCUUCAUCAGAAACGGGACUGCAAGUGGGCAGCGUCCCUUCUGCUUGAAACCCAUUGAAACCAAUU